Messenger RNA from Bolinopsis microptera, 2786 nucleotides. RefSeq names its product transcription factor Sox-14-like. Gene Ontology annotation, biological process: cell differentiation; anatomical structure morphogenesis; regulation of DNA-templated transcription. Lineage: Eukaryota; Metazoa; Ctenophora; Tentaculata; Lobata; Bolinopsidae. The transcript is spliced from 4 exons. The record is from RefSeq and is a predicted model, not a curated record. The coding region runs from base 705 to 1667 and encodes 320 amino acids. Gene Ontology annotation, molecular function: RNA polymerase II cis-regulatory region sequence-specific DNA binding; DNA-binding transcription factor activity, RNA polymerase II-specific.
AGGAUAGACGGUUAUGGAACUGGAAGUUGUGACAAAAUGGAAAAAUAGCUCUUCAGCUGAUUGGACCUUGAUGUGGAAUCAAUGUUAUAGCUCGACAAAUUACAGAAAGCAGAAGAACAAAGACUUAACGGGGCUGUUAAUGACGUCAGAAAUGUGGCUUGUUCGUUAGAAAUAAUGUGUAAUAUCGGGGAACUCUCAUGAGGUAAAACCGCCAUCGACCAUGGAAAUAUUGAGAUCCGAGUAAAAAGCAAUCAGAAAACCAUCAGUCCUAGUGAUUUGUGCAUGUCGGAAGGUAGGACCGUGUUCGCUGUGUAUGGACGGCAGUUCUUCCUUUCACUCUUCUCGGAUUUGCGGGUGUCGGAUGAAGGCUUGCUCUCCCACCCUCAUAACCCGGAUCGAGCUCACACACAGAGAGCGAGCAGAGCGCAGCGCAUCACGUGACUCCGCAUCUCUCCUGAUUGGUCGGCUGCCAGGACACGUGACAGCUGGAAACGUCGCUUGUAUCACGCAGUUAGCGUGGAGCUCACCAUGUGAGUCAUGUGGCGCGUGCACGUGACCUCAUCACGUGAUUCUACACAGCGAUACUAAAGCGCGUUGGAUAGGCGCCGAGGCAUAGUAAAGUUCUUUCUAUACAAGUGAAUUUCUCAAAGGUGUUGUACCGUUUGUCGAUUGUUUUUCCGACCUAUUGUUUAACUCUUGACAAAAUGAUGAACUUGUCAAAUGGUAUUGCCCAUCACGGGUACUCCACAGCCAGCCUUACCACCCUUGGUAACUUGAACACAGUGAUCCAAACAUUGCCCCACCAAGUUCCGUCUCCUUCCUCCACCAUGCCAACCUCUACUACCACUCAUCUGCCAUCCGGAUCAUCCUCUCUCAAAGAGAAGACUGAGAGGAUAAAACGACCGAUGAAUGCUUUCAUGGUUUGGUCCAGAGGACAGAGAAGGAAGAUGGCUCAGGAAAACCCCAAGAUGCACAACUCAGAGAUCAGCAAGCGACUUGGCAUGGACUGGAAAAUGCUGACGGAAGACGAGAAAAAACCUUUCAUCGAAGAAGCAAAGAGACUGCGUGCCUUGCACAUGAAAGAAUUCCCAGACUACAAAUACAGACCUCGCAGGAAAGCUAAGGCCACCCUGAAGAAGGACAGAUUCGGAGUUCCUUGUCCCGUCGGGACAGACAGUAGGUUACUGAUGGACCGAUCCUCCCUGAUGAUGCAGAACACUCUCCCCACAAACACUGGCUACAUCCCUACCUCAACCUACAAAGCCAUGAUGGAAGCUUACCAGAGCCAAGCAGCGUUACAGCGAAGUGCAGGACCCACCGUCCAGUACGCAACAUCAGACAUCGGUAGCAGAUAUCCAGAGUUCGUAACCAAUCCCUACCAUGGGUACAUGAGCCCUGCAACGUGCACCAGCCCCUACAGCCAGCAACUCCCCUCUCCCAUGUACAGGACCGCUCAACACAGCGGUGUGAAGACAGAAGCUCACGUCAAAACAGAACAGACCAUUUCCUCUCCUACUAUCGGCGGCUCCUCGGACAAGUGCCCGCGGGACCUGACAGACAUGAUCAACAUGUACCUGACGGCUCAAGAUCCGACCCACUACGGCAUGAUGCACCCCGACUCAACCCUGAUGAACGGCGGCGCGAUGCAGCCUCUCACUCACUUGUAGAGACUGCUGAUCUCAGACUGCAGUUUGUAGAUUUUUACUGUAUAUAUUGUUGAGAUGCAGCGACCUUCCCGGCACGUUCUCCAGAGAGAAAGCGAGAGAGAGAGAGAGAGAGACUGGUAAUUUUGUGUGUGAGCGAGCUUUUGUGUGUUAGUGUCACGUGCCGAGAUUUCAGAACUGAUCUUACGAAUAUUUAUUGAUGAUUUUUUUGUAAUUUGUGUUGCGAAAUGUUAUUUAUUAUUUAUUUCUUGAAUUGAUAUUUUGAAGAUUUCACGCUCUGGAUGGUGCGUGAUAAACAAAUUUUGCCAUAUAAGGUUAUGUUACCAUGGUAAUUGGUAACACUGCCACAUAAGGUAACAAAUUUUAUCUAGGUAUCAGUUAUUUUAGCCUAUCUCAGAAAAAUUGACUCACUGAAACCAGUAACUAUUUUAACUGAUCGAAUCUUUUAACCUAAAAUAUUUUAACCUUUAAAGUCGAUUUUUCUGAGUGUGUAUUAAACCUUUGGGGAUUAGAUCUUACUUUUCCAGUAUAUAUAUUUUAGACUUGUUUUGUGCACCUUACAAUUGCAUGAUCUCUGUUGUUGGUAACGGUCCUGUUAUCAAGCAACUGUCUUGGAUUCAACUGCCUUACCUACUGAUUAGUUUUCAUGAUGACGUGGAAAUUACCACCAAUCUCGAUUACUAUUCAGUAACAAUCUGUUGAACCACCAAAGUGUGAAUAAUGCUUUUUCAGAAUUUUCGAUAUAUAUGCUUACUUACGUUUAGAUAUUUGUUUACUGAAAUUCGGAAGAAAACAAUAAAUUGAACAUGUCUAUAUUAUUGGAAUUUCGGGAUGAUGUUAUUUCUAAUAUCUAAAGCUUGGCUUCAUGUGCUCGCAAGUCCCCAUUUAUAUUUUCAAUCAUAACUUUUAAUUGAGUUUUCAAAAAAUCAUGAUAUGUUCAGAACCAUUAGCGGGCCCGUGUUGCAUUAGAUGUGUGAAGAGAGUUGCGUGGUGAUUUUCCAGCGGGCUUGGAACUCGAGAGCACCCUUGGGGUACCGUUUGCAUUGUCACGUGAUCCAUUCUCUCCUCUGUAUUGCACGUGCGAGAAUAUAUUUGAGAUAUGAUACAUUGAACUUGUUUAUA